AUGAAUGGGGCCCUUUGUUUCACAGAAACACGAGCCAUUGUACUUCUAAGUGUAUUCAGCAAGUGGUAUAGCAGUUGUCUAGCACAACUUUUGGAGAGGCAUGUCAGAUCGAUUGAUGGCCCCAAGCACUGUCAAUUAUAUGGAUUCAUGCCUGGAAGGAGAACCCACGAGGUGACGAGUGGCCUCAAUAAUAUUGUGAGGCACGCGGCCAUGUGGGGCAAAUCGUACUCGCUAUCUUGGGCGUCACUCGAUGUCGCCAGAGCCUUCGACAAUUUCACCAUACCUUGUGCGGCGGAGGCUAUGAGGUUCUCCAACGUCGACCCAUAUUUUGCAUAUGCAGUGCUCGAAGGAUAUACGAAUAAUAUGGCCACACAUCGUUUUCAGGAGAUCGAUACGUCCAAUAUUCCUUGGGACAGUUGUAUCAGAACUGGAUCGAUGGAAGCCCCAAUGUUGUGGGUGCUCGUCAGCAUUAUGAUAUCCGAGCCGGUGUGUACUGGAUGGUUUGAGCGCGGCCUGGGAUAUCCUUUAGGAACUGUUGGGGCGCCAAACGACUGGAAUAUCACUAACAUGUUAUGGGCUGACAAUGUACUCUUGUUUGCAGCUUCGGAUGAUCAGGCGACGCGGCUUUGA
Messenger RNA from Prorocentrum cordatum, 630 nucleotides. NCBI's taxonomy places the organism in Eukaryota, Dinophyceae, Prorocentrales, Prorocentraceae. The record is from the annotation of a GenBank genome assembly.